This is a messenger RNA of Phytomonas sp. EM1, 444 nucleotides long. Lineage: Eukaryota; Euglenozoa; Kinetoplastea; Trypanosomatida; Trypanosomatidae. The record is from the annotation of a GenBank genome assembly.
AUGCACUUCAAAAGAGCAUCCCCGCGCGGCGAUUCCGUAGUGCCGCCACCACACACAGAUGAAACCCCCUCUGGAGUUUUGCCCACUGCCUGGAGACGUGGAAUUGGCUUCGGACUUGGCUCCGGGCAGGGAUCUGGCCCCUCCAACGGCUCUACGAGGACGCCGCGGAUCUCAAGGCGGUUCUUAUUCGUAUCCUCAUCGUGGCUAGUGAGCUCUGGCAAGGAACUACUCCCGGACCAUGCUUUAUGCCCGUCUAGCUCAGCAAAGGCAUUGCGUUUCCCAGGAUCAGCGUGUCCGACGACUGUAUUAGCCUUGCUCCUGUGGCUUGAAACGUCAACGUAUUGGACAAUCAUCUGUGCGCCUCGUGGCGGCCGUACGGCUGGAGACGCCUCACGCGUCAGAUCCGGAGACAGCGACUCAGAGGCCCCUAGAUUAACACGCUGA